This is a messenger RNA of Phialemonium atrogriseum, 2520 nucleotides long. RefSeq lists its product as uncharacterized. The record is from RefSeq and is a predicted model, not a curated record. Gene Ontology annotation, molecular function: zinc ion binding; DNA-binding transcription factor activity, RNA polymerase II-specific. Gene Ontology annotation, biological process: regulation of DNA-templated transcription. Lineage: Eukaryota; Fungi; Ascomycota; Sordariomycetes; Cephalothecales; Cephalothecaceae. The transcript is spliced from 2 exons. Bases 1 to 2520 code for a protein of 839 amino acids.
AUGACAUACGACUUCAACGCCGGCGGUGGAGAAGCCGCAUUGCUAGAGCAGUUUGCUUUCGACCACCAGCGGGACCGCUGCCCGUAUUCCACCGUGGCCUCGACGUCCCCUUCGCAGAGCAAUAUCUCGUCCACCUCCACCGCGCUCACCACCAUGUCGCAAGCCAGCCGCCAAAGCCUGAGUCCCGGGACAACAUGGCUGCCUCUCGAUUUGUCAGGAGGAGUUGGAGCCCCCAUCUCAAUCCACUCACCCAAUACCGCCAGUGCGGGUGCUUCGUCUCCAGAAGACUUCCAGAACGACCAGUCUCCGGCUCAUUUGAGUUCGGCCUCAAGUCCUUCCCAGCGGCAGCAUCCGUCGCCGUUCGAGACGGCUGCUCACCCCAAUCAAACAUCUCUUUUGGCCGACUGGACCCUCCACCAGCAGUCCCAACCGCAGACUGUCGGGGACCUCUCCCAAUUUAUCCAGGAUCCUUCCUUGGUUGGCUUCGUCCCCUUUGGCUCCAACUACCAACCCACGCCGCUUGACUACCUUCCGGCAACCACCCAGGCUGCUCUCCAGGCAGGCCUCCACAUGGACCCCACGUUCAACACCAUGUCUCCCGUUGACGACACGUCCCAGGCGAUGCAGUGGGGCAGCAUGGGGGGCAGCAUGGGUAUGGUGAAUUGGCAUGACUUCGAAACGGCAAUGAAUUUCCAGUGUGACGGGCUUCCCCGAAUGGGGAGCCUUGGAAGCAAUUCCCCAAACAGCACAUAUGUCGAGGUUGUGUCCCUGGGCUCCGGCAGCGAGAGUGGGUGGAACACGGUUGAUGUCUAUCAAAACUUCGACUCGUAUCAGCAACAGGCACAACAACCACAAAGUACCGCCAUCUUCAAUCCCAGCCAGACCCUCCACCUGAGAACCAACUCGGAUUCGUCCCAAUCUGACGGAAACUCUCUCGAGUUUGGCAGCUACGAGGAGGUUACCUUCCCCUACUCGCCCUUCUCGCCAGACUCGGACACGAUCGACCCCACGGGCAACCACCGCAAUUGUUUCCCCACUGAGAAUCACCAUCACUCGCACGAAAUCAGUCCUGCCGCGGCUGUUGCUCCGAUGCCCAUCAAGGCUGCGGCACCCUCGAGCAGACCGGCACCUGCUAGCGGGUCGGGUUCGACGUCGCCGCCGACAAGGAGGAACUCGGGUCCCCGGAAGAGCCCCAUUGCCAAGGCUACAAAGCCCGUCAUCCGGAGAACGUCGACUGGCAAGAAAGACGGAACUGGCGAGAAGAAGGUCGGCAGGCGUCGGGGCCCAUUGCUCCCGGAGCAACGCAAGCAGGCAAGUGAGAUUAGAAAACUGCGGGCCUGCCUUCGGUGCAAGUUCCUCAAGAAGACUUGCGACAAGGGCGAGCCUUGUGCUGGCUGCCAGCCAUCGCACGCUCGCUUGUGGCAGGUUCCUUGCACUCGUAUCGAUAUCAAGGAUAUCGGGUACUUCAUGAAGGACUGGAAGGUCGACUACGAGCGCCACCUUGACCGAGGCAUGUCUGUCUACAAUGUUAAGGGCUUUGAGAAGAAGGAGACCUUGAUGUGGAUCACUCACGGCUAUGGUUUCUGUCUCCCGGUCAUGGUCCGAGAGGUUCAUGUCGCCGACGAGAGCUGCUUCCAGGUCGACUGGGUUGAAUCACACCUGACAGACCAAGAGCCAAUCGACUUUGAGAUCCGCACCGAGAGGCUGGACGUCGGGCAGGCCGGUAUCUCGAUGGAAGCCCUGUCAGAGUACCUCGACAAGCACAUCGACGGUCCGUUCGAAACCUUCAUUGACGACCACUUCGAAGGCACUCCCUUCGUCACCGAGAUCCUCAAGACCGCACACCGCUUCUAUGUCAAGGAGAAACUUCCUGUCAUCCGAAAGGCCCUCAAGCUUGUCCUUGCCUACAACCUCACUCUGCAUAUCACCAUGGUCGAGCAACCGGGAUCCGAGCAGAACAUGGAUGGGCAGAUUGAUGAUGAAGACUCCAAGUACCACGGCAAGGUUGUGGCUCCCGUCAUGAUCAACUUCCAAAUCAAGUGCGCCAUGGCGGAUAUGUGGCGCGAGCUCCAGAAGGACAUCUUGGAGGAGCUUUCUGCUCUCUACUCAAGCGUCUACAGCGGAGACAGGCUCAAGAAUUGGCCCACCAUCUUCAUGCUCGCGUCCAUCCUCCUCGCGGUCUGGGAGGAGAUGCAAUUCGACUGCCACUACCGCGUCCCGAAUACCGAUGCCGUCGACAAGUUCUGCCAUGACAUGGAGUCCACGCCUGUUGGCGUCAUCGUCGGCCUGUUCCACGCAAUUUCUCAGAAGCUCCCAGCCUUUACGGAGUGGGAUACCCGGAGACACGGCCAGCUCCUAAACAACAACGUUGCUGUCUGCGAGGCCAUGACGGAAGUGAGACAACACGUCCUCAAGCACGAGUCCUAUCUCAGGACAAGGCAAGAAACCAAGUUUGAUCGAUACGACUUUGACUCGUUAUCGAACAAGUUCCUGUCCAAGUUGGUGAUCCGCGCCAACUAG